Trichomycterus rosablanca is the source of this 1116-nucleotide messenger RNA. Its product is annotated as glutathione S-transferase Mu 3-like. Gene Ontology annotation, biological process: glutathione metabolic process. Gene Ontology annotation, molecular function: glutathione transferase activity. The record is from RefSeq and is a predicted model, not a curated record. Bases 59 to 718 code for a protein of 219 amino acids. The transcript has 8 exons. NCBI's taxonomy places the organism in Eukaryota, Metazoa, Chordata, Actinopteri, Siluriformes, Trichomycteridae.
UUGAUACAGUCAUCACUCUUCUCCUGUGGUGUGCGUUCCAACGAUUCAACUGUUCAACAUGACGAUGACACUGGCUUACUGGGAUAUUCGCGGGCUUGCUCAGCCCAUACGUCUGCUGUUGGAGUACACUGGCACUAAGUAUGAAGAUAAACAGUACUCCUGUGGUGAAGCUCCCACUUUUGACAAGAGCAGUUGGAUUAACGAUAAAGCCAAACUCAAAAUGCACUUCUGUAAUCUUCCAUACCUUCAGGAUGGAGACAGGCAAAUAGUACAGAGCAAUGCCAUACUAAGAUAUAUCGCCCGCAAGCACAACCUCUGUGGAGAGACUGAAGAUGAGAAGAUCAGAGUGGACAUCAUGGAAAAUCAAGCAAUGGAUUUCCGCAAUGGUUUUGUCAUGUUGUGCUAUGGAGAUUAUGACAACAAAAAGAAAGGUUACCUGGAGGCACUGCCAGGAGUUCUAAAGCAGUUCUCAGACUUCUUGGGGGAGAGAAAAUGGUUUGCUGGUGACAAGAUCACAUUUCCGGACUUUGUGAUGUAUGAGCUGUUGGACCAGCACAGAAUGUUUGAGCCCAAAUGUCUGGAUGACUUCAAAAAUCUUAAAGAUUUCCUGAACAGAUUUGAGGCACUUGAGAAGAUCUCUGCUUACAUGAAAUCAAGCAGAUUUAUGAAAACUCCUGUAAACAACAAGAUGGCCAAGUGGGGAAACAAGAAGGAAUAAAGACAGAAUCACUUUUUGUGAUGAUACUUUAACAAUGGUGCUUCAAAUGAUGUACAACCUAAUUUAGCAAAUAUCAUAUUACAUUACUUUUUAAUAUUCAUAAACUCAUGUCAACUAGUGCAACACAAUCAUUUCAGAUACUGCUAUUCCAAACAUUUUCAAAAUAAUAUGUGUACCUUGCACCAACAAGAAUGUAAAGCACUUAUGUUUGAACUAAUUGUUUAUAGGUAAGUACAAAAUUGAUUUAGAUUUUGAUUACACAUUUGUGUAAAGAUUUUGUAAAAUAAAUUGUAUUCGCAGUCAAAAGCUGUGGCCUUCAUCCAGUUUUCCAUAUAAUAAACAUUCAUGGAACAUUAAGUUUACAAUGAAAUAUGAAAAUAAACAUUACGUUUAUUGCA